CUAACGUGCGAUAAGAUAAGCCCCGCAUCAAAAUAUUUUGAACGGGCCAAAAAAUCUCGACCCCACCACGUACCAGCCCAACCCAAGCAGUCGCAAACCAAGACGAAGCACGUCAAAGUCACGGAAUCAUGGCAGACUACGAUAGCGACUCCUCUGAACAGGAACUGACCGAGACUAACGUAUUGCUCGGUUACGCUAGCAAAGAUGCAGACGAGGACACCAUCAGCCGUCUUGGUGGCCAACCGGACUGGCUAAACUCCGAAAUGCCUGCCUCGUCUGCCCUCGCUCGCUGCAAGAUAUGCAACGACAUCAUGGUCCAGCUUCUUCAGCUCAAUGGCGAGCUUCCCGAAAGGUUCCCUGGCCACGAACGCCGCCUCUACGUCUUCGCGUGCCGCAGGUCGACAUGCCGGCGCAAACAGGGCAGCAUCCGCGCUGUGAGAGGUGUCAGGAUAUCCAAGGACGCACACACGGUUGGAGCAAAGAAGGCCGAAACAAAGGCUCCGAAGAAAACGGUCGAGGAGGAGCCCAAGAAAAAUGAUGGUCCGGGCCUGGGUAGCGCGCUCUUCGGCGGCGGGGGCGGUGGUAGCUCGGGCGCCGCCAAUCCGUUCGUUAGCAACGCAAACCCGUUUAGUACAGGGGCCUCUUCGAGCAGUCCCUUCAGUAAUGCCGCCCCAUCGUCGAGUCCCUUCUCCAAGCCCGCCGCCGAACCUCAGCAGCCCGAGCAAAAGAAAGCCGAGGACACGGCAGAAUCCCUCCCCAAGACAUUCGCCGAGACCCUCAACCUCAACAACCCGCAGGCAUCUUCCGGCACGCCCCCUCCACCGGAGCCUUGGCCUCCGGCUGAUGCCCUGCCGAAGGCUUACCCUAUUUCUUACCUCGCGGAUGCCGAGUUCGAGACCCUGGACCCGGAACCCAUGCCCGUGCCGCAGAACGCGCGGAUGGAGGUUGAUAACGAGGGCGGUGCUGGUGCCACGGGCGGCGACAUCAAGGACGUCUUCGAGUCCUCCAUGGACGCCGUCUUCCAGAAGUUCGCGGACCGCAUGGCCCAGAACCCGGAGCAGGCCAUCCGUUACGAGUUCGCCGGCGCGCCUCUACUGUAUUCCAAGGCCGACGCCGUCGGCAAGUCGCUCGGCGGCGGCGGGCGCAUGCCGAGGUGCGGCAAUUGCGGUGCCGGACGGGUGUUUGAGGUACAGAUGACGCCGCACGCCAUCACGGAGCUCGAGGCAGAGGAGCUCUCGCUCGAGGGCAUGGACUGGGGCACGAUCAUUGUGGGUGUCUGCGAGGCGGACUGCCAGCAGAGAGGCGUCGAGGCCGGUGAGGCUGGCUACGUGGAGGAGUGGUGCGGUGUUCAAUGGGAGGAGCUCUCGAAGCGAUAGCGUUGUCUCUUUUUUCUUUCUUUUUUUUCACACAAGAGAGGAGCGGAAAAGCAGGCAAAGGUUUUCAUAGACGUUGAGAAAAUGACGGAAGAUUCGUACGACAUCUUGAAUUGUGUGGCAUGUCUCAUAUUCAGGGAUAUACUCUAUGGUUCCCCCAAUUCCAAAGUCACAGUGAACGCCGGUAAUUUUGCCGCCAUGCUCUCUUCCAGCCUUAACUCCAUUUACAGAGCUAUUAGCAGCUAAGGGGAAUGUGUCACCCUUGCCCCCCUUUCAUCUCUCUUCCUCGCACCUGGAAAACCAGCAGCAGUCUGUUAUGUACUGAUCUGAUUCCUUC
Molecule: messenger RNA, 1710 nt
Organism: Colletotrichum destructivum
Lineage: Eukaryota; Fungi; Ascomycota; Sordariomycetes; Glomerellales; Glomerellaceae
Product: Putative programmed cell death protein
Exons: 2
Coding region: 129-1376 (415 amino acids)
Biological process (GO): maturation of SSU-rRNA
Cellular component (GO): cytoplasm
Source: RefSeq, a predicted model, not a curated record